AGAAGUCUCUUUUAAAAACCUAACACUAACCCUUCCUCUCUUUGCCGAGCGUAUCUGCGCAGCUGCAGCCACACAGGAAGCUCCUUGGCGUUUCAACUGAAGAACCAUCCGCAGGUAAGUCAUGGUUAAGCAUAACAACGUGAUCCCAAAUGGGCACUUCAAAAAGCACUGGCAAAACUAUGUGAAGACUUGGUUUAAUCAACCAGCAAGGAAGACCAGAAGACGGUUAGCUCGGCAGAAGAAGGCUGUCAAGAUUUUCCCCAGGCCAACUGGUGGACCUCUGAGGCCUGUUGUUCACGGUCAAACUUUGAAAUACAACAUGAAAGUAAGAGCUGGGAGAGGAUUUUCUCUUGAAGAGUUGAAGGCUGCUGGUAUUCCCAAAAAACUUGCUCCAACUAUUGGCAUUGCUGUUGAUCAUCGCCGCAAGAAUCGUUCUUUGGAGAGUAUGCAGGCUAAUGUGCAGAGGCUGAAAACUUAUAAGGCCAAGUUGGUUGUGUUCCCAAGACGGGCACGCAAGGUCAAGGCUGGUGAUUCUAGCCCUGAAGAACUGGCAAAUGCCACUCAAGUUCAGGGUCCAUUCUUGCCCAUAGUGAGGGAGAAGCCAUCUGUUGAUCUUGUUAAGGUAACAGAUGAAAUGAAAGCAUUCAAAGCAUAUUAUAAGCUUCGUCUGGAACGCACCAACAAACGCCACUAUGGUGCCCGCCUAAAGAAAGCUGCUGAAGCUGAAAAAGAAGAUAAGAAAUGAUGUCCUUGAGAAGCUAGUUUGUAAUCCAUAUUGUAGUUGGGAGAAAUUUUUGUUUGAGAUUCUGCACUUUAGCUUUAUGAUGAUCAUGAGUUUUAAAAUAUCACUCUUACAGUUUUUUUGUCGAACUCAAGUCUGUUAAUUGAGUUAUUACUCUUGUUUUGUUUUUCUUUGAUCUAUCCUCUUUUUGGUU
Messenger RNA from Cajanus cajan (pigeon pea), 935 nucleotides. RefSeq names its product large ribosomal subunit protein eL13z. Lineage: Eukaryota; Viridiplantae; Streptophyta; Magnoliopsida; Fabales; Fabaceae. Gene Ontology annotation, molecular function: structural constituent of ribosome; RNA binding. The record is from RefSeq and is a predicted model, not a curated record. Gene Ontology annotation, cellular component: ribosome; cytosolic large ribosomal subunit. Gene Ontology annotation, biological process: translation.